Molecule: messenger RNA, 2949 nt
Organism: Cercospora beticola
Lineage: Eukaryota; Fungi; Ascomycota; Dothideomycetes; Mycosphaerellales; Mycosphaerellaceae
Biological process (GO): molybdopterin cofactor metabolic process
Molecular function (GO): molybdenum cofactor sulfurtransferase activity
Source: RefSeq, a predicted model, not a curated record
GCACCCGCCGCCGCGCCUGAAGAGGCAAGAACGCGGCGGGCGACCGUUUGCUCGCGAGAGCAGAUCCCAGAAACGCGCUGUGCCACCGACUGUCACAUACGUGCGGCCUGCCGUCGUUGACGCCUCCGCCUGCUUGCUUGCUGCUGCUGCUGCUGCUGCUGCUGCAACGCCGUCGGCACCUGUCUGUCCGCUUGCUACACCACACCGCAGACACCACACUCCCUUCCCUGCUGACCGCACGUCUGUCCGCCUGUCUGUCAGUGAGGCUUCUCCCUCACCACCACCGCCGGCGUCAUCACUCUCGUUCUCACCGUCGUCACCGCCGCCGCUGGUCUGAGACAUUCUUUCUUCGGCCCCUCCAGACCUGCGGUGCACACUGGACUGGACCGCGAGAAUAUCCACGCCACCCACUUUUGCUCCUGGGCCCAGCAGCACUCGUCGCGCUGGACAUGAAGCUGGCCCAGCACACGCCUCGCCAUUGAUUGCACAUCCGGUCAUGGACAUCGAACGGCACAUCUUGGACGCCGUGUCGACGGCCUCCGACACGGCCUCGCAGCGCUACCUGGAUGCCUCCAGCACCAAGUCUCCGCAGAAGUCGCCGCUCAUGUCCCAUUUUGCCCCCGGCCAGCACCACGCCAACUCAUCGGCAGAGGACGUGUCGACAACCAGCGAUUCUGGCAAUGAACGAGACUACCAGACCGACUUCACUACGCCCGAAUCGUCCGAAUCUUGCGUGGAGGACAUGCAGCCGUACGAUGUCGAGGACUUUCGAGAUCGCGAAUACCCGCAGUUGAAGGGCAAGACCUAUCUUGAUCACGGAGGCACCACACUUUACGCCAAGUCUCUCAUUGACGACUUCGCCGCCGAUCUCAUAUCAAACCUGUAUGGAAAUCCUCACUCCGCCUCGACUCCUUCCGCCAUUGCUGGGCACCGAGUCGACACCAUCCGGGAGCGCGCCCUUCGCUUCUUCAACGCCGACCCCGACGAGUUCGAUCUGGUCUUUGUUGCUAAUGCCACGGCUGCGAUCAAGCUGGUGAUCGAUUGCUUCAAGGACCAUGCUGCAGCCAGCAACACUCCCGUCUGGUAUGGCUAUCAUCGCGAUUCGCACACAUCGCUGGUCGGAGUUCGCGAGUCCACAAAGAUGCAUCGCUGCUUCACGAGCGAUGAGGAAGUGGAUAUUUGGAUCAACAGCGGAGGUCUGGGUGGUCCACGUGCGAGACAGCUCGGCUUGUUCGCCUACCCUGGGCAGUCCAACAUGACUGGCCGUCGUCUCCCUCUGAGUUGGCCCGGGCGGAUCCGCAAAUCAUUCCACAAGGCUGUGACUUACACGUUACUGGACGCAGCCGCGCUUGCCAGCACGGCUCCUUUGGAUCUUGCCGAUCCUGCAACCGCGCCCGACUUCGUUGCGCUCUCGUUCUACAAGAUCUUCGGCUUCCCGAACAUCGGCGCCCUGAUUGUGCGAAAGGAUUCGGCUCAUGUGCUGGAGAAUCGCAAGUAUUUUGGUGGCGGCACGGUAGAGAUGAUCGUCUCCAUCAACGAUACAUGGCAUGCGAAGAAGGACACUUCUAUCCACGACCGGUUAGAGGAUGGGACGCUGCCUUUCCACUCAAUCUUCGCCCUGGAUCACGCCAUGAACGUUCAUGAGCGCCUGUAUGGCCCGAAUCCUAUGAAGUUCAUCUCACAUCACACAGCACAGCUUGGACGGCGGUUAUAUGAUGGUCUUGCACACAUGAAACAUGGCAAUGGACUUCCAGUUUGCCGGAUUUACAAAGAUGAAAACGCAGUCUACGGGGAUCCAAGUGUGCAAGGUUCGACGGUGGCUUUCAACGUUCAGCAUGCCGAUGGCAGCUUGGUGGGUUUCGAGGACGUCGAGGAGGCGGCCGAUGAGCGCAACAUAUACAUCCGCAGCGGAUCCUUGUGCAACCCCGGAGGCGUUGCGACCUAUCUCAAUUGGAGUCCCGCUGAAAUGAAGGCUGCAUUUGCCGCAGGACAUCGUUGCUCGAACCCCACCCAAGUCAUGCUAGGCAAGCCUACCGGUGUUGUCCGUGUUAGUCUGGGUGCGAUGAGCACGGCUUCUGAUGUGAACGUCUUGCUACGUUUUAUCGAGGAAGUCUAUGUCUCGCACAAAGCAGACGAGCGCAUACAUGCCAACGCUGGAGGGUCUUUGACGGGGCUAGAGUCGCCUCGUUCGGCGGCUGCAUGUCAACUAGACCAACUACCGAGCCUCACCAUCCCUCAUGGAUCUGGGCCCUCUCCCUCCAGGUCAAGUACCGCGGCCAGCAGCAUAGGCAGUGUGAAGGGCUGGGAACAGGCAGGCGCAGUCAUGCCGCCGACACCGAACACCGAUCGUCCUCGAGCGCCCCCAUUCAUUCCGGCAGACUACGUGAAAUUACGGAAGCCGUGGGAAGAAGAGAUGCGGAAGCAGACUCCGAACUAUGCCGCCAUGGAAAUCAAGGUGCGCGAACUGGAAGACAACAGCAUGUUCUCACGAAAUCCUACACCGAGCGUAAAGGCGAGGAAAUUUGGCCGCAGCGUUGUGAACUUGCUCCGAACGAAAAGCCACGCUCAAGAAUCACGACCCGAGCAAUCCUACCCGCGCUGAGAGCUGGCGCCCGUUGGACAUGCUCCACGAGGAGCAUAGCUCGACUUUAAGUUGACAGCUAUCACAGCUGAAUUGUAUAAAACCGACAUCGACAGGGGACUCAAAAAUGCUACUACGGCGUGGGGCGGUACUGAGAUGAGGAAUCUACAGGACCUCAUUGGAAAUCUCAGCAGCACGGCGUUUCUGGGGCGGCAGUCAUGUGAAUUUUACGAUACCACAGGCGGUGGAGAGAUGUUUUGACCAUCAAUUGUUCAUAUGGAGUGAGAUGAGUGAUACGCCACACAUGGCGUUGGCAUUUACUUUGUACAGAUCAAUAAUGUUAUUAGCCCAGCAACUUCUAUCCGUGG